Messenger RNA from Penicillium angulare, 771 nucleotides. Its product is annotated as cytochrome P450. The record is from RefSeq and is a predicted model, not a curated record. The transcript has 4 exons. Bases 1 to 771 code for a protein of 256 amino acids. Gene Ontology annotation, molecular function: oxidoreductase activity, acting on paired donors, with incorporation or reduction of molecular oxygen; monooxygenase activity; heme binding. NCBI's taxonomy places the organism in Eukaryota, Fungi, Ascomycota, Eurotiomycetes, Eurotiales, Aspergillaceae.
AUGGAUGAACAAGCCGAGCUCGCUACCGAACGGUUCUCAACAUCGAGCGACGAAAAGAAGAUACCCGAUCUCUUUGAUAAAAUUCUGUUAAGCAAAAGCUUACCAGAUGAUCAAAAAUCGGCAGAGUUUAUUGCGCAGAGUGGGUUUGAGGUCAUAGCAGCGGGAGGGGAGACAUCAGCCCGGAUACUUUCAACAGCGACUUUUCAUAUGUUGUCCAAUAAAGAUACAGUUCUUGCGCGGCUCGUGGAAGAGCUCAAAGACGCUGCCUUGGACCAGAACACUGCUCUAGAAUUGAGGACUCUAGACAAUCUUCCAUGGCUAACAGCUAUUGUGAAAGAAUCCCUUCGCAUCUCUUCAGUCGUCACAUCUCGAUCACCUCUUAUAUCCUCGAGUCAGGCCUUGCAAUACCAAGAAUGGACGAUCCCAGCGGGUACGCCUGUUAGCAUGUGUUUUCGUGACCUUUUGCUAGAUCCAAGCAUUUUCCCCGAUCCUCAUGACUUCCGUCCUGAGCGCUGGCUCGAUCCAACACCAGAAAUGGAGCGCGCAUAUGUCCCGUUUGGCCGGGGAUCGCGCAUGUGUGUGGGGAUGAAUUUCGCACUCGCAGAAAUCUAUAUAUGCCUUGCGCAUUUGGUCCGUGAUUUGGAUUUGGACCUUUAUGACACUGUGAAGGAAAGAGAUUUCGAUAUAGUUCGUGACUGUUUCGUCGGGGAGGUUUCUCCAGCUAGUAAGGGCGUCCGAGUCACAUUUGCCCCUGUUAAUGGAUCUCUGUGA